Messenger RNA from Pisolithus orientalis, 572 nucleotides. RefSeq lists its product as uncharacterized. The transcript is spliced from 3 exons. The record is from RefSeq and is a predicted model, not a curated record. Bases 19 to 486 code for a protein of 155 amino acids. Lineage: Eukaryota; Fungi; Basidiomycota; Agaricomycetes; Boletales; Pisolithaceae.
GUUCACCCCUAUGCCCAGAUGGCACUGGUAAUCUUAACCAGUGCUGCUCGGUUGCUUCUCAAUCAAGAUGACCAGGACAGGGCGGUGUCACACCUCCUUGAAACACUCAGCACAGUCUAUAAAUUCCUUCUGGAAGAAGAUACCGUUCGGAGUUUCGAUAAUAUGAAGGAAAUGUUGGGGAAGAUCGCGCAGGUAGCUAGCGAUGCGGCCCAAUUUAUCAUAAGUUACUCGGAGACGAAGAAUUUCUGGAAGACACUGGGGAAGAACAUAACAUCGGAGACGCGGACCGAGGCUGAUGGUUACGUCAAGUUGCUGAACAGCUUGAUGCAACAGUACCAGGACCUUGCGAUCCAGAAUAUUCUCACCAACAUGCACCAUGUACUUGAAGAUCUGAACUUCAUGCGUGGUGAACUGGGCCUCAUACAUGGGGGAUCUGGGAGAGAUGAAAUUGGAAGGCAUGGCUUAUGCAGGUGUGGGUUUCAAUAAGAUGAAAAAUGCCUAUGGUGCACAUCACCUAGUCAUCUCUAGCUUUGUACAAACUUUUCAGCACAUGCAAAUCAUCAAAGAAUGGC